Canariomyces notabilis is the source of this 549-nucleotide messenger RNA. RefSeq lists its product as uncharacterized. The record is from RefSeq and is a predicted model, not a curated record. NCBI's taxonomy places the organism in Eukaryota, Fungi, Ascomycota, Sordariomycetes, Sordariales, Chaetomiaceae. The transcript has a single exon. The coding region runs from base 111 to 386 and encodes 91 amino acids.
CGGGGUUGGGUCGGUUGGUCUCUCUCUGGGUAGGCGCCAGAUGGUAUCCUCAGUGUCAUACUGCUGUUGAAAGGGGGCGCUACGCAGUUGCGCUGUUGUGUUGUUCUGUCAUGUUCUGUCCAUGUUGGCCUUCACACGAUAUCAGGGUCAGAAAAAAUCACUUGCAGGUUGGGGCGUUUGCACUUUUCCUCGUUUUGGGUUGGCGUUUAUCAAGGCGAAAGGGGGUCGGAAAGGGGGCGGGAUGGAGGUAUGGUGCCGGACGGGGUGGUAGGGGGUUCCCAAACCAACGGUGGCCUCGGCCCCGUGCUUCGAGCGCUGUCAUUGUUGGUCUAUUUCUUGUAUGGGAGAACUAUGACAUGCACAGUGGUGGUGAUACCAUUACAUAGGUAACAAAAAGACCCGUAACUGAAUCCACGUCAAAAAGUUGCAUCGCCCAAGUAACUUGACAGCCAGCUUUCUUGAUUGCCUAGGGUACGUUAGCUCUAAGCAGAACUACAGACAGACCACUGAGGUGACGAGCGAAGCCAGAAGUGAACUCCGAUGACGCCU